Molecule: messenger RNA, 1271 nt
Organism: Phialemonium atrogriseum
Lineage: Eukaryota; Fungi; Ascomycota; Sordariomycetes; Cephalothecales; Cephalothecaceae
Exons: 1
Coding region: 312-1271 (319 amino acids)
Biological process (GO): spindle assembly
Cellular component (GO): HAUS complex; cytosol
Source: RefSeq, a predicted model, not a curated record
CUUGAUGUUGACCUCAACCACCGCCAUCACUCAAGAUAUGGGAUGACUCUCUGUAGCUGGUAACAAAAGAAGGACCGGCCACAACACCAAUUGUGAAUCCAGUUUCCGUCAUCAUCAAUCUGGCCUUUCACGCACCUGUCUCUUGUGGUCACCUGCUCAUAUCCGACAACCAAACAACAAAAGAAACACAGCUUGCCCGUUGGCCGACAACUCUACAACUCUACAACUACAACACCCAACAAUAAGUAACAAUAAUAAACGAACAAAAAAAGAAAAAAGAAAGCCACAACACCCAUCUCCUCAUAAAACCAAUGGCCCACCUCCCCCCUAACGCAGCAAUAUUCUCCCCCAGCGUGGCCCGCGCCGCCGCCAGCGCCGCCAAGGACUGGAACUUUGUCGACAGCUGGCUGGCCGCGCGGUUCCGAGGCCGGGCCCCGCCGCCCUUUGAGCGCAACCCAGACACCCUGCGCGCCCUCCUCGCCUUGGUGGCCCUCAACGAGCCCGCAGACGAGGAGCGCGACCUGCUCGCCCGCGCCGAAGCCUGCGCCCUCCGCGACGCCGAGGCCUGGGAUGCGGCACGGGACCGGGACCGGGACCGGGAUCGGGAUGUCGAGACUGAUCCCUCCGCCCCCUCCUCCGCCGCCAACCUCCUCGACGACGUCCUCGACGCCAUAGAGGACAGCCUCUCUCGCGACGGCCGCUCCGCUCUAGACGCCCUCGCCAGCACGGCAGUCGAGCUGGGCAUCGCGUACCCAGACGCGCCCUCGCUAGCCUCAUCGCUAUCUCGCCUGCAAUCCCAGACCCUGGAGCUCGACCGCGCCGCCGGGCGGGUCGCCUCCCUCCGGCGGCACGUCGACGCCUCGACGACGCGGGCGCACGCCCUCGCCUCGGAGCUCCGCGGGGAGGCCUACCGCUCCCCCGCCGACCUGGCGCGGAACAAUCUCGACGUGCAGCGGGCGCUCAAGGCCGCGGCCGCGCGCCUGCCCGAGCUGGAGGACCGCGUCGCCUCGCUCGCCGCCGCCGUGGGCGGCGGCCCGAGCCCCACGGUCGAGCAGGUCCGCCGCGAGGAGGUCGAGUACCUGGAUCUGCUCGCCCUGCGCAACGAACUGGACGCCAGGGUCAGGUCGUUCCGCGGCCUGCCCCCCGACACCGACGCCGCGCGCCGGGAGCUGGAGAGCCUGCGCGACGAGCUCGCGCGUAUCACCCAGCGGAGAGACGCCGUCUUUGAAGGCCUCGUCGAGCGGGAGACGCCGAGGAAACCGACGCGAUGA